UCCGGUCCCAGAGACCUCACUUUACAUCUGCCCUGAAUGCCAUCCUCAGAUCAUACAAGUGUCGGUGGUACCAACGUUGGCCAGGGACAUUUCUGUUCUCCACAGUAUUUUUGUUAGCACAAGCAAAUCUCAGUGUUAACUGGUGCAUGUAUGUCAAAGACUCUGAAAUUUACAGUGAUGCUUAUAAUCUGAGCCCAGAAUAAACCCCACUGUAACUUGUUUUUCUUCCUAGUGUAUGUGAGCCUACAGCUUGUUUCAUCAUCUGCUUUUGAGGGGUCUCCAAAUGAAUCCUGCACUCUAAACCUGACAUUACGAAACUUCCGGCUAGUUUUAUCAUGGGAAUUAAAAAACAAAUCCAUCCCACCAACUCAUUAUACCUUUCAGUACACAAUCAUGAGCAAACCAGAAGCUGUGAAGGUUUUGGAGAACUGUACAAACAUCACGGAAUCAUCUUGUGACGUGACCGAUGAGUGGGGUGACAUGAAUGAGAACUAUGUUCCCAUCAUUGAGAUUUACAGAAGAGACUCUAUGAAGAGCCAUUGUGCAGACUCCAUCUUAGCCACAGACAUUACAGUGGAUCCGCCAGAGUUCGAGGUUGUCGGCUUUACGGACCACAUAAACGUGGUAGUGAAACUUCCACCUGUCACUCCGAAGAUAUACGGGGAGAGCAUAUGGAAAAUACUGGGUUACACCCCACUCGUCAUCAAAGAGCAGGCGGGGAAAAGCAUUAAGAUGCACAAGCCCAAAAUGAAUAACGCCACUGGGAACUUCACCUAUGUCCUUCGGGACUUACUUCCAAAGACAAACUACUGUGUAUCUGUUUACUUUGAAGCUGAGAACCCCAGUAAAGACCUGGAAGCCCCUCUAACGUCUCCCCUUAAAUGCACCCUCCUUCAGCCUGACCAGGAAUCAGGAUCGUCAGACUUUGCCAAAGUAGGAAUACUUAUUGGGUGUUUGAUAAUGGUGGUCUUCAUAAUCACCAUCAUGCUGAAACGGAUUGGUUAUAUAUGCUUAAAAAACAAUUUCCCCAAAGUCUUGAAUUUCCAUAACUUUAUAUCGUGGAUAUUCCCUGAACUGCCACCCUCAGAGGCAGUCGACAAGGUGGAGGUCAUUCCUACGAACAAAAAGAAGAAAGUGUGGAAUUACGAUUAUGGAGACGAAAGUGACAGCGACGAUGAAGUCCCCAGAGCAAGUGCCACUGGUUACACCAUGCAUGGACUCAUGGGCAAGCUUCUGAACCAGGCCUCUGACUCUUCCGCCAACCGCCAGGAGUCCCCCCUGGAGGAAGACUCCGCUGCUGAGGAAUCUGAUGCAGCUGCAGCAGAGGCUGGGGCCGAGCCGGAGCUCCGCACAGAGGCUGCGGUGGGGCCGGGCCUCAGGCCGUCAGAAGACCCGAGUGGCCCCUACGAGAGGAGAGAGAGUGUGCUCCAGGACUCCUUCCCCGGGGAUGACAGCAGCUCCGUGAAUGGGCCGGAGGACAAAGUUAUCUUCAACGUGAACUUAAACUCUGUGUUUUUGAGAGCUCUCCACGAUGACUCCAAAGAAGCCUCAGAGGUGCUAUCUCUUGCAGAAGACAUGGUCCACCUAGACGAGGGUCCCCACAGGACAGAGUCAGGCCUCCUGAUGGCCGGUGGGGACGGGACACAACUGCCCCAUCCCGGCUCCUCUUCCCAGAGCCUGUGGACUGAGGAAGAGUCAUCUGAAAAAACGGACACCUCAGACUCUGAUGCUGACACAGGGGAUGGCUACAUUAUGAGAUGACUCCAGAAGCAAUUCUCUAGCUCGAGCUGAGCACCUACAGGCUUCUCUUCACAGCCUGACUCGAUCGAUCCCUGGUGGCCUGCAGCUGUCUGGGAGGGACGAACUAGGGAACUGUAGAGCCCUCACGGUUCUUGCCUUCUCUCUGCAGAUCCCCAGUUUGGGGAAUCCAUAUUGUUUACAUGGGUCAUGAGCAUGCGCUGCUCAUCCCCUUUCCACUAAUGCACUAAGGGUGUUAUGUUUCCCAGGGAACAGUGUUCAGCGGGGCUUUCAGAGGCAGCCACGUCCUCUGGUUAUAUCUAGGAAAUGAUUACAUUGAAGAAGAGAAAAGGACAGAAAAGCUGGUCAAGCAGUGUUUAGCAGGGCUCAGGGAGUGAGCCUGAAGGCAGGCAAAAGGGAAGAGGAGGAAGGGCAUGCCAUCCAGGGGAAGAAGGAGGUGCACGCACAAAUCAGGUGCCACGGCCCAUUUCCUCCACUCAGAGACCGUCAUUCUCGCCCAUCCAUAAAACCCUCCACAGUAAAGUGGGCGUGGGAGAAGCCAUAUGAGUAAUUCUAGGAUCCGACAGGCGACUCAGAGAGAGAGGACACUGGCGUGGUGGAGGGUGAAGGGGCAAAAUCUCAGUGCCUACCGUAUUUUGAGGUUUUGGUUUUUGUUUUUAAAGAGCAAAAGCGAGCAUUUCAAGGUCUUCAGAAUAAACAGAGGAUACGAGCCUUCUAGUCCCACUUCACAAUUUUUAAAACGAUCUUUGUACAGAUUUGGAUCACACUCGCUGUGAGUCUGGGAGAGGAAAGUUCUCAGGUGUCACAGAAGGGGAGCCAGACAUCUGACGGUUAACGGGUGACUUUGGGGUUCUUGUACGGUUUUUAUUUAUUGAUACUCGAUGACCCUUCGAUCUUCCACGUCUCUAUCACUGUGAUUACAGGAGUGCAUUGUCAUAAGAUUGGACCCAGGGCUUCACACCUGCCAGGCAAGCACUCCACCAGCCCCCUGGUAUUUUCUCACCUCUUUGAGCUUCAGUUACCUCGUUUAUGAAAUAAAAGGAGUGGGUCCAGUCAUCUGCACCACCCUAGAGGCCUGGGACCAAUGCUAGAAAGGGGGAUAAAGACCCACGUGGAGGUGCUGAGCCCCAGAGGCACCCGGGAUGGAUGAGGGGCAUAGGACCCUCCCAUCUUGCUCCUCUCCCCAAAAGCCAGUUUCUCACACCUUUCUUCUAUUCAGAAAGGGAAAGCUACAUGGGUCCUGCCUCAGAGGUUUCUGGUGGGUUCUUCACGUAACUCCUCCAGAGCAAUUCAGAAGGCCUCUGAGGAAGAGACCUAAUAAAACCCCACAGGAAAGAGACCCUACACAAGCCAUCUCUCUGCCCUCCGAAUUCAUCGAUCAUCUAUCCAGGCUCA
Messenger RNA from Peromyscus eremicus (cactus mouse), 3153 nucleotides. It is a transcript of the gene Ifnar2, whose product is annotated as interferon alpha and beta receptor subunit 2. Gene Ontology annotation, molecular function: protein binding; interleukin-22 receptor activity. The record is from RefSeq and is a predicted model, not a curated record. Bases 394 to 1761 code for a protein of 455 amino acids. Lineage: Eukaryota; Metazoa; Chordata; Mammalia; Rodentia; Cricetidae. The transcript is spliced from 7 exons.